AGACAACCCAAUAUUUGGGAUCAAUAUGAAAUGUCAGUGAGCAAAUAAUUUUUCAAAAAUUCUAAAAUUAAUUAAUUUCUAAAUAAACAAAAUAAUAAAUAAAAUGGAAAUAAAAACGGAAAUUGACGAUAAAGUGGACCUUGGUAUUGUGAAGGAAGAAUUUUCUGUGGUAGAGGAGAAAUCCCAGGAAUACCCAACACUGUUCCUGGAGAUUGAGACAAAAGCUAUUAAGAAAGAAUCUGAAGAUUCUGAUAACGAGGAAAGUAGUAAAAAUCACCACGAUUGUAGGAUUUGUGGUAAGAAUUUCAACAAUGCUUCUGCACUUGAGCGGCAUAGGGAUUGGCAUGAUCCAGAAGGAUCAGCUUCCUGUUUGAAGGAUUCAAAAUCCUCCAGAAAAAAGCUUAGUCCAAGGAAGAAACUCCCAAUGAAACCAAAGAUUAAGAAGUUUUCCUGCUCUCAUUGCCCCAGGAGCUACUCCUCCCCAUCAGGACUGAGGUAUCAUCUGAAGGCAAUCAGUAGGGCAGAAGAGAAGUAUGAGUGUGCUGAAUGUAAUAAGAAGUACUUGGAGAAAUCCUUCCUGAAGAAUCACAUUGUAACAGUUCACUUGAGGAAGGUACAACAGGUGAAAGGGAAGCGCGGGAGGAAGCCUAAGAAUCCCGACAUACCCAAUCAUCCAGGUCCGUAUAUGUGUGAAACAUGUGGGGCAUCCCUUAAGACUAAAGCCUCCUACGAAAGGCACCUCUUUGUCCACACUGACGUUAAAGACGUCCAAUGUCCUCUCUGUGGGAAGAUGUUUGCCUGCAAACAGUAUCUGGGCACACACAUGCUCAUGCACACCAAACGCGGAGGCUACAUCUGCACGCUCUGCAACAAAGCCUACAACUCCAGAGGAGGGCUGUUGUACCACAAGAAAUACGCUCAUAGCGUAGAAGCUGUGGGAGUACAGGAAGUUGGGGAGAAUGGUCAGAUUGUCUGCAAGCCAAAAAGGAAGAAGAAUGAAUGUGAAAAGUGUGGAAUGAAGUUUGUACGGAAAUCUCAAGUUGAGAAGCAUUUCCUGGAGGUCCAUUUAGGUAUUAGCAAAGGAAGUGAUAGCUUUGUGUGCGAACAGUGCGGUAAAGUCCUCAAAACUAAGGCCAGUUAUGAGAGGCAUCAGUACGUUCAUAGCACUACAAAGGACAUCAUGUGUCCUGUUUGUGGGAAAAUGUUCUCCUGCAAAGAAUACCUCGGGGUUCACAUGCUGAAUCACAGAGAUAAAAAUUCCUACACUUGUGAAGUGUGCAAGAAGGCUUUCUCCAGAACUGGCUUCCGGUAUCACCGGAAACAUGCACACAAGGAGAAGAACAAGAAGCUGAUUGAUAACUUCCAAUGUGCAAAAUGUAAAAUGAUCUUCCCAAAGAAGCAAAAACUCAAGAAUCAUCUCCUCAGACAACAUUUCAAAAGCCCCGAAUUUGUUCACAUCUGUGCAACAUGUGGUAAGAGCUUCAACACAAAGGGCGGCUACGACAGGCAUCAAUUUGUUCACACCGAUAUAAAGAGCAUAAUGUGUCCGUACUGCGGAAAAAUGUUUUCCUGCAAACAAUACCUGAGCACGCACAUGCUGAUGCACACCAAACGAGGCGGCUAUGUGUGCGAAACGUGCAAUAAGGCCUACAACUCCCGAGGAGGCCUACUGCAUCACAAGAGAUCCGUUCACAGCGGUAUUGGAUUCUCCUGUCCAUUCUGUGAAAAGACUCUCACGUCCAAAGGCAGCUUGAGGAAUCACAUAAAGAGUCAUCACACUGAAAUUCCCGCUGAAGGAGAAAAGGGGAAGAAACGCAAAAGAACGCGGAAGAUCAGGGCUUCAAAGGCUAAGUCUGCUCAAACCGUUGAAAGUGAGCAGCAACUCGUUGAAACAGCUGAACAUGAACUGGCUGCUGAAGUUGAAGUCAAGUGUGAAAAUAUUGAACAAAAAUAAAGCUAAAAAUUAUCUCGAUUGAUCUUUAAAAAAAAA
Messenger RNA from Lutzomyia longipalpis, 1990 nucleotides. Its product is annotated as gastrula zinc finger protein XlCGF26.1-like. Gene Ontology annotation, molecular function: RNA polymerase II transcription regulatory region sequence-specific DNA binding; DNA-binding transcription factor activity, RNA polymerase II-specific. Gene Ontology annotation, biological process: regulation of transcription by RNA polymerase II. NCBI's taxonomy places the organism in Eukaryota, Metazoa, Arthropoda, Insecta, Diptera, Psychodidae. The coding region runs from base 104 to 1954 and encodes 616 amino acids. Gene Ontology annotation, cellular component: nucleus. The transcript is spliced from 4 exons. The record is from RefSeq and is a predicted model, not a curated record.